AGUCAGUGAAAUGGAAAAGCCUCAGACCAAUGACUCUUUUGAACAUGAGCUUGAAGACUUCAUUAGAAAGCAGAGAGCCAGAGGAUUACGUCCAAGGACCUGUUUCAGAAAUACGGCAGAGGAAUCUUUUCACCAAGAAAGAGACCGUGUCAGCCCGGAACCUCCAAUGCUGGGGCCACCUCUCUCAUCCAGAAAACACCCCAGAUCCUCUACUUCCUGCGGAAGGCCGACAGUGGAAAACCUGGUACCUCACUGCAGACGAAGACUGGACUCUCUAAAACAUCAUCAGAAUAACCAGCCAGUCAGUCAAGACAGAAAGGAAAGGCCCCGUCACCAGGAGUGGGGAGGAGCCACCAGUGUGGAGCACGGGGUGCCCAAGAGGAAACACCACAGAGAGAGGGGUUCCCGCAAAGAAGACCUCAGCAGAAGGAAGGCCUCAGCACAGCCAGUGGGAACUGAGAAGUCCAAGCCCAGAAAGAGGACCCACUAUCAUGGAAGAGACCCCACCAGAAGCAAACGCCAGUCCCACAGAGAGAAGAAGGAGCCAGAGGAGUGGGAUUUGUGGGAUGAAGCUAUCUUGGGCAAUUGCUCCUGAUGUUUGGGCAUUUGGGGUCCCAAAAGUCAACAACUUGGUUCUAUUGGUAAGGGUGGAUCAGAUACCUCAAAACAAUUAGAUAUCAGGCUUCUGUCAUGGUCCAUUUGCUCUACUGGUGUGGAAAUUGGGAGUCUGCAUGGGGACGCUCUUCUGGUGCUGGCAGGGAUGGGCCUUUCGUGCCUGAGGCCUUUGGGCUGUGCUGACAGAGCCAUGGACUUGCCACCUUUGCCAUUGGCACCAUUCAGAAGGCUGCCCCUGUCAUCCACUCAGCCCCUCUGCUAUCGAUAAAGAUCAAAAGAAGACAGGAGGGUUGAGAUCUACACCAGUCAAGCCGCAUACACACCCCACCCCUACCCCUCCCACCCCCCACCCCGCAGUCUUGGGCACGCUAGGCAAGAGUUCUCUCGCUGAGCUACAUCUCAUCCCCAAUCACAAGCCUUCUUCUGACAGGCCACCAUGGGAAGCACCCUGCCGCCCAUAGACGGAGUCAGAUUGGCUGCAGGAUUACCUAGCAUUCACCAAGGUAUGUGGUGAGCAGAGAUCUGCAUGUGCUGUGUGAAACUACCAUAGCAACAAUACUGAGAUUGAAGGCGUUCACAGCCAGGCCCAGCCAAGAGAGAACUGGUUUCUUGUUUGUUUUUUUGUUCAAGAUACAUUAGCCAGAUGCUAUUAAACAAGAAAUGGUAAUAGAUGCAUUUGCCAGAACAGUUUGAGUUUGUGUGAAGCAGAAGAUUUUGCUCUAAAAUCUCUAAAAAUUAGAAUCUUGACAGUAAGCAUUAAACACACACACAGAAAGACACAGAGUGUCUGGUAGGAUGGUCU
This is a messenger RNA of Onychomys torridus (southern grasshopper mouse), 1417 nucleotides long. Its product is annotated as zinc finger matrin-type protein 1-like. NCBI's taxonomy places the organism in Eukaryota, Metazoa, Chordata, Mammalia, Rodentia, Cricetidae. The transcript has a single exon. The coding region runs from base 11 to 595 and encodes 194 amino acids. The record is from RefSeq and is a predicted model, not a curated record.